CAGACUGGACUCGUUGGAAUGGCAUCAAUUCAUCAUUUUGAAGUCUUAACCUCAAACCUGUCUCAUCGUGUGAACCAGUUCCAGUCCCAGUUUGGGUUUAAAGUAUUUGCACAUUCAGCGACUUCAGACCAACCCACUACUGUGGAGGGAGAGGGCGUGGCUUUACAUAUUAAUUCCGUCGUCAUGGUGAUCAGAGGUGUCAAAGGGGUUUCGCCUCCUAAUGACUGGAUAAGCGACGUCGCAUUACAUAUCUCGUCUUCGACUCAAUUUGACGGUUUACUUGAACGACUACAAUCGACAUCCGAUGCAAGCGUUUUAAGAACUUCUUGUACGACAGAUACUCCUCGACCAUUAGCUGAAGGCUUGUUGUGUCCAGCUGGUACAGGAGAUAAUACUAGAACUAAACAAAGGAAAUAUUUUAAAGUAUCGAGUCCGUUUAGUUCUGUAUGUCAUACUGUAAUAUGUGGAGAGUGCAGUUGUAAAGAAGGAUGGAGGGACGGAGGAGAAGGAGAGGGUAUAGAGUGUCUUUUAGGUUUCGUUAAGUGUCCAUUGCUUUAUGGGGAACCUUGUUCGUCAUGUAGUGGGCGGUUUGAUUCUAGUUCUUUGGUAUCGAGGCCUCGGGAUGUGUCACAUGUUGAUCAUGUGACUUUUGCAUGUCACACUCAUUCAUCUGACGACAUAUUGAAAUGGUACGAAAGACAUCUUGGAUUCCAAAGGUUGCAGAUUAACUCUAAAGAAGAUGAUAAUGGUUUUAUUUUGGAUGGCAGCAAUGGGAUGAGAAUGUUAGCCAUGAAGUACUGGCAAUGUUCAGAGACCACGGCUACGUUGGGAGGGAAAGACGAAAAACUAGUUCAACUUGUUUUUGCAGAGCCACUUCCUAAUGCAGGAAAGAAUCAGGUGGGGACUUUCCUUAAGCAAAAUUCCGGCCCUGGUGUUCAACACAUUGCCUUUCACACUGAGAAUAUUGUGGGUGUGGUUUCUAAUCUCCGUAGCAACGGCGUUCAUUUCAUUACUCCACCACCUGAAUACUACUCACUGUUUGAAAAGAUGAACGAGAUAAGGAAGGCUGGUGAGAGCGUAGACCUGUUGCAAGAGAAUAACAUAUUGAUUGAUUUUGAAGAGGAGGAAGAGAAGAAAAAGUAUCUAAUGCAAGUCUUUAGUCAUCCUUUAUUCGAUAGAGAGACAUUCUUUCUUGAGAUAAUUCAAAGACACGGUGCUGCAGGCUUUGGUGCUGGUAACAUCAUUGCUCUGUGGAAAGCACUAGAGAUUCACUUUAGACGCAAUAAAACAAUAGGAGGACACUCAGGAUACUAGCCUACGUGUAUAGUAAUCUAUUAGUAAUCUAUGCCCAUACCACACUAUUAAAUUAUUAUUUAUUACACUCAUCUGUUGCAUAUCAAAACUAUUAAAAUGAUUUUAAA
Messenger RNA from Amphimedon queenslandica, 1421 nucleotides. RefSeq names its product 4-hydroxymandelate synthase-like. The record is from RefSeq and is a predicted model, not a curated record. Gene Ontology annotation, biological process: aromatic amino acid metabolic process. Bases 19 to 1314 code for a protein of 431 amino acids. The transcript has 5 exons. NCBI's taxonomy places the organism in Eukaryota, Metazoa, Porifera, Demospongiae, Haplosclerida, Niphatidae. Gene Ontology annotation, molecular function: 4-hydroxyphenylpyruvate dioxygenase activity.